AUGCAUGAAACGUGUUGAUCAUCUAGAAAUGAUUAAUUUAAUCGUUGAUCAUGUGAUAAUCUGAAUUAUUUCAUCCGAUUAUUUAAUACAUAUUGCGAUAGAGUUUUUGAUGGUUGAAUAAAUGAGAGAUGAUUAGAAAUAGCUUUACCCUUUGACUGAGCCGAAUAAAUAGGACGUCAGCGUGGGCCUGGCAAUUAGAAACAGAAUUGAAGUUGCUGAAACGCAUUCAGCAGAAUUAUCCGAAAGAUAUCAACGAUAAAUAAAUAAAUACCUGAAGUUUUUCGUGUUAUCAUGAGUUUGUGGAGCUCUCGGCACUCACGAUCCCUCAUUUCAAUUCUUCUGAUGCCGACCGAGUGCAUUGCAAACCCGUUGCAGCGGGAGCUUGCAGACUCAAUAAUUCGCAUGCAAUCACUGGACGAGAUAAGAAUUCUCCUUGCUUGUGGUGCUAAACCAAACGAUGCAGUCACCCAGGGAUUGAGGCCACUUCACUAUGCUAUUUGGCAGAAAUAUGCUGAUGCAGCACAGCUGCUUAUCGUACGUGGUGCUGAUAUCGAUGCAACGGACGAAUGCGGAUACUCUGCACUGCAUCUCGCUGCUGAGCACGGCUACCUGGAUCUCGUCAAGCUCCUGAUCAAGGCUGGAGCCAAGGUGGAUCACCGAGAAGACACCGGAGAACUUUUUCCAAGAACAAUGCUGUGUGAUGAGCCUCUUCGCCUUGCCCUGCGAAAUCGUCACAUAGAAGUGGCCCGAACACUCCUGGAAGCUGGCGCAAAUCCAAACAAGCGUUAUUUCUUCGGUUCGGAAAUAAAUUUAGUAUCUCCACUGGAUCUGGACUGCAUGGAGUUGUUGCUGGCAUUUGGAGCACAGCCGAAUACGAGAGAUCGUGCUGGUCUCACACCACUGAUGAAGGCCGCAAGAUUACCGCAAGGUAUCGCAUCGGUUCUACUCCUGCUGAGCUACGGUGCGGAUGUCAAUGCAAUGGCUGAUGCCAGACACGACUACAGGACUGUUCUUCAUUAUGCCAUUCUUGGUGGUGAUAUCACUGUCAUUAAUCUGCUAUUGAAACAAGGCGCGAGAUUAGAUCUGGGACCUGAUUAUCAAAAACCAACGGCCCUGGACCUUGCUAUUCUCAAAGGAGAUCCUGUAAUCGUAGAAAUGCUCCUUCAAGCAGGUGCGGAUGUGAAUGCCUCAUCUCCCAUAAUAGGUUCUCCUCUGCAUGUGGCAUGUGCAGACAACAUCCCGAAUCGUCUGGAGGUGCUGAUGAUGCUGCUGGAGCGAGGAGCAGAUCCAAAUCUGGUUAUCAGGAGUGAUGAGGGCCCAGCACUGCGUCCUGUCCUCGCGGAGUACGUGGCAUCCAACGAGAAUCCCUCGGUGGAGGUAGUGAGCCUUCUCCUCAAGUAUGGAGCGCGUGUUGUCAUCAAGACACAAUUCCGGGAUCCCCAUGGGAUAUUGAAUUCCCUCCAGAAUACUGCGGACAAACCUCGACUGCUGAGGGCUCUUCUUGAAGCCGCUGAGAGCUUCGAUCCCUGCAUGAUCAGACGCUCCAGCAGUUUAACCGACGCCCAGAGAGCUCUCGUCAUGGAGGCAGCCAGGACUCCUCUACCUCUCACCCAUCAGUGUCGGCUGAUUGUCCGGAAAAUUUGUGGAACCAAAUUACCUAAAGUCGUCAGGACUCUUCAGCUGCCUCUCUCGUUACAUCGCUAUCUUCUUUAUGAUUUUUACUAGCAUUAAAUGAUGUUUGGUAUGAUUUAUUGUUGUAGGCGAAACGGUUUUACUUCUCCAUAGAUUGUGAUAACGAUGCAAGAUUCAUAUUUUUAGACAUUGUUUUUUUCUUUGGGUAUUAGUUAAUGUUGUGAGGCGGAGAGAAAUUCAAUUGAUUUUGAGAAGCAACUCCGGAUUCAGGGGAUGUUAUGAAAAUUUUAAAUUGAAUUUUUUUUCCUCUCAGAAUAAUUUACAGUGUUGAUGGAUGAUUGGUAAAAACUGUUAUAAUGAAGGGAUCUCAAAUCGCUCUGACGAUCCGAUCGUCGUAAUCGAUUAUAUAUUUCUGAUAUUUAAUUUUUUACCUUUGUAUAAUUGUUGAGGACUUAUUGAUGAUGAAUAAAAACGAAAUGAUGAACAA
Messenger RNA from Fopius arisanus, 2119 nucleotides. Its product is annotated as ankyrin-3. Gene Ontology annotation, molecular function: protein binding. The transcript has 5 exons. The record is from RefSeq and is a predicted model, not a curated record. Gene Ontology annotation, biological process: intracellular signal transduction. The coding region runs from base 292 to 1725 and encodes 477 amino acids. Lineage: Eukaryota; Metazoa; Arthropoda; Insecta; Hymenoptera; Braconidae. Gene Ontology annotation, cellular component: cytoplasm; nucleus.